AGAAGAUCUGACAUUAUAGUUGAGUGCAGUCUAUGUUCUGUGUCUUGUACUGAAAAUCUUCGUAUUAAUUUAAUUAUUUGAAUAGUAAAAACUACUAAACUUUCAAUCAGUCUCUGCUUUCAACGUUCUUUGCACUUUAGUCGAACUCUCCAAAAUUACGGAGAAAUAGGAAAAAACGUGAGUGUUUCAUACGGAUCACCUUUGCCAUGGAACAAAAACCGAAAGAAGUUGUUGAUCAAGAUCUACAAGAAGAAGGGCAGUUUGUUGUUGAUGAUGUCAGUAAAAUAAUAAAAGAUGCUAUAGAAAAUGUUAUAGGAGGAAACGGUUACCAACAAACCAAAGUAAAUAAUUGGACAACAGCUGUAGUAGAAGCUUGUACUUCUGAGUUGACAAAGCUUAUGAAGCCUUACAAAUAUAUUGUUACAUGUACGAUCAUGCAGAAAAAUGGAGCAGGCUUACAUACCGCAAGUUCAUGUUAUUGGGACAACAAUACUGAUGGUAGUUGUACCGUUCGUUGGGAAAAUAAAACAAUGUUCUGUAUUGUAUCUGUGUAUGGUUUAGCUAUAUAAUUGUCUAGAUGAAAUAAAUAAGCAGCACUGUUUCAUAUUUAUGGUAAAGUCAUUAUUUUAUUCUGUUGAGCUUAUGAUUCAAGUAUUCAAUUAUUUUAUUUAUUCUAGAAUAUAUUUUUCAAUUAUGUAUUCAGUAAAUUACCAGGUCUAAUGAAUAGAUUUCUAACAAGUUUCAAUGUGAUAACCUUAUGUUUAAUGAAUCAAAUAAAAAGACAUUAGUUGUCA
This is a messenger RNA of Coccinella septempunctata (seven-spotted ladybird), 794 nucleotides long. It is a transcript of the gene Dlc90F, whose product is annotated as dynein light chain Tctex-type. Gene Ontology annotation, biological process: microtubule-based movement. The record is from RefSeq and is a predicted model, not a curated record. NCBI's taxonomy places the organism in Eukaryota, Metazoa, Arthropoda, Insecta, Coleoptera, Coccinellidae. Gene Ontology annotation, cellular component: cytoplasmic dynein complex; cytoplasm. The transcript has a single exon. Gene Ontology annotation, molecular function: dynein intermediate chain binding. Bases 207 to 569 code for a protein of 120 amino acids.